Messenger RNA from Neopsephotus bourkii (Bourke's parrot), 1892 nucleotides. It is a transcript of the gene ACADL, whose product is annotated as acyl-CoA dehydrogenase long chain. Bases 41 to 1336 code for a protein of 431 amino acids. Gene Ontology annotation, cellular component: mitochondrion. Gene Ontology annotation, molecular function: long-chain fatty acyl-CoA dehydrogenase activity; flavin adenine dinucleotide binding. The record is from RefSeq and is a predicted model, not a curated record. Lineage: Eukaryota; Metazoa; Chordata; Aves; Psittaciformes; Psittacidae. Gene Ontology annotation, biological process: long-chain fatty acid catabolic process; carnitine metabolic process, CoA-linked; fatty acid beta-oxidation using acyl-CoA dehydrogenase. The transcript is spliced from 11 exons.
CUGCCCUGCCCUGCCCUGUCCCGUCCCUCCGCGGCGUAAGAUGGCGGUUCGGUUGUUCUGUCUGAGGGGAUUGCUGCGGGCCGUCGGCCCCCGGCGCUUCUCUGCCCAGGCCAGUCCUCUGCAAGCUGAGCAGCAUGGCACAAAGCGCCCUGAACCAUCUUCUGCUAAAAGCUUGCUUGAUAUAGGCACUCGGAGGAUCUUCUCAGCAGAACAUGAUAUCUUCAGGGAGAGUGCCAGGAAGUUCUUUCAGGAAGAAGUGGUGCCUUUUCAUGCAGAGUGGGAGAAGGAUGGCCAGGUGAGCAGGGAGCUCUGGGAAAAGGCUGGGCAGCAGGGAUUGCUGGGUGUUGCUAUCGCUGAAAAGCAUGGAGGCAUUGGAGCAGAUAUCCUCUCUUCAGCCGUGGUCUGGGAGGAGCAGAUGUAUGUUAACUGUUCUGGCCCAGGAUUCAGCCUUCAUUCAGAUAUAGUCAUGCCCUACAUUGCAAACUAUGGCUCUGAAGAGCAGAUAAAACACUUCAUCCCCAGAAUGAUCGCAGGCAAGUGCAUUGGAGCUAUUGCCAUGACAGAGCCUGGGGCUGGCAGUGACUUGCAGGGAAUCCGAACGUAUGCAAAAAAAGAUGGAGAUGACUGGAUUCUUAAUGGAAGCAAGGUAUUUAUCACUAAUGGUUGGAUGAGUGAUGUAGUGAUCGUGGUUGCAGUUACCAACCGGGAGGCCCGAUCUCCUGCUCAUGGGAUCAGCCUUUUUCUGGUGGAAAAUGGAACAAAAGGUUUCAUCAAGGGACGCAAGCUGAAUAAAAUUGGCUUGAAAGCUCAGGACACAGCAGAGCUGUUUUUUGAAGAUGUGCGGUUGCCAGCCAGUGCCUUGCUUGGAAAAGAGAACAAAGGCUUCUAUUAUCUGAUGGCAGAACUCCCUCAGGAAAGACUGCUAAUUGCUGACAUGGCUCUUGCCAGCUGUGAAUUCAUGUUUGAAGAAACAAGGAAUUACGUGAAGCAAAGAAAAGCUUUUGGGAAGACAGUUGCACACUUGCAGACGGUGCAGCACAAGUUGGCAGAAAUGAAAACACAGGUCUGUGUGGGCCGAGCUUUUCUGGACAGCUGUUUGCAGCUGCAUGCAGAGAAACGUCUGGACUCUCCCACAGCUUCCAUGGCAAAGUAUUGGGCUUCUGAUAUCCAAAACAACAUAGCUACUCAGUGCGUGCAACUGCAUGGAGGAUGGGGGUACAUGUGGGAGUAUCCAAUUGCAAAAGCUUUUGUGGACUCCCGUGUUCAGCCAAUCUAUGGUGGCACCAACGAAAUAAUGAAAGAACUUAUUGCUAGAGACAUUGUCAGUGACAAGUAGGGCAGGUGCUUACUAGUUUGAAGAGUCUUCCCAGAAUCCUAUAUAUUAGUACAUGGUAUAAAAUCAGACAUCAGAAUGUAAGUAAAAUAAAUGUGAUAUAUUGUAUUCCUUCAAGGAAGUGAUACUAUUAAAAAAUAGUAACAACAGUGUGCUCUAUGAAAAUAUCUAAUAUUAGAUGACCUUUUAAUUUAAGUAUCUCGGGACAACACAGAGUAAUCCUCUGGGUUCCAACAGUUCUGGUAGUGAAAUGCAGUUUUGUGUCUGGGACAUUAUGGGUAGUAUUUCAGACUUGAUGCCAUUAUAUUGAAUCCAGCCCUCACUUUUCAGAAUUACAGCUCCAGAGAAGCCAUGUUCUUCACAAACGAACAGAAUUUAUGUUAGCAUUUAUCACUGAAUUUGUGUUCCCCUUUGACAACCUGGAGUUGAAACUUAACUACUGUCGCUGUACAGUUUGGGGAGGGACUAUACAGCUGACCUCGAUGUUUACAUGUAACCCAAGCUGCCUUAUUUUAAUUACUUUGUUCAAAUAAAUAUAAUAAAGCGUUUCUAUGCAAUC